CUCGACCUGCUCACACGCCCUCCUGUCAUUCCUCCCCUAUUUGUUCCCUUGACUCAAAUACAUUCUCUCCUCUUAUAUCUCAUCCUCGCCACUCUUUCUCUUGGUGCACUCUUCUCUGCUGUGUGCAUACGAGGCCAGAAACAUCCAUUGCUACGAAUUCGUAGGGAACUGGUUUCUACGGAGAACAGUUUGCUCCAGGGGAGGCUCUCUUAAACGGGACCCUGCCACAAAAUCCCCCCUGAUUCACCAUUGUUGUCAACAUUACACUGCAAGCUCCCACUCUCUUCCUUACUCGGAGUCUUCCUGAGACAAGCUGGUGAUGCUGGACAGCUCCAGGCUGUAUUACGAGUACACAGAAAAGGAAGGAAUGUCAAUUCUCACCAAGAAGAAGACAGCAAGGGUGUUGUCUAGCGCAGAUCUAUAUUUUUUUGAAGAGCUCUCUACUUCUAUGGGGGUGACUGAGGCAAAGAAAUGGCUGAAGAGCUGUCGGGGAGAAUCGUCUGUCAACUCUUCGAGGUCUACUUCACCGGUCAGGCAGCGGGCCCAGCCUGUCUCUUACGGCACCUUGAACGUCGAGAACAUCCAGUCAAGGAGGUAUGCUCAAGAGGCUGUCGAGAACCGUUCCUACACUCCCAGAGCAUGUGAUAAGUCUACAAUGGGUGCUGGCAAUAACAGCCAACAAGGCAGGGAGCUGGCUUUGAAAUUCGAGCAUGCAAGAAGGGACUCCGACAAGAGCGAGCAGGCGGGUCUUCUUUACACUGACGCUGCACACCUUCUCGACGAAUAGAUCUAUUUUUUCUCCAUUUAAUGAAAUUUUACAAAUCAUG
Molecule: messenger RNA, 827 nt
Organism: Guillardia theta CCMP2712
Lineage: Eukaryota; Cryptophyceae; Pyrenomonadales; Geminigeraceae
Exons: 1
Coding region: 320-787 (155 amino acids)
Source: RefSeq, a predicted model, not a curated record